This is a messenger RNA of Oryza brachyantha (malo sina), 2445 nucleotides long. Its product is annotated as probable glycosyltransferase 4. Bases 764 to 2212 code for a protein of 482 amino acids. The record is from RefSeq and is a predicted model, not a curated record. Lineage: Eukaryota; Viridiplantae; Streptophyta; Magnoliopsida; Poales; Poaceae. The transcript has a single exon. Gene Ontology annotation, molecular function: hexosyltransferase activity; UDP-xylosyltransferase activity; xyloglucan 6-xylosyltransferase activity. Gene Ontology annotation, biological process: xyloglucan biosynthetic process. Gene Ontology annotation, cellular component: endosome; membrane; trans-Golgi network.
UACACCAUAUACACACACCUGUCACGGAGCAUCUACAUAUAGUCCCAUCUAGAUUCACAGCAACAGCAUCACCAACUUUUCUUUUAAGGAGUAGAUAUCUGUUGGUGUCAUUGCGUCAAUGUCAACAGCUAGCAAUGCCAAAUGUACGCACUUAAACAAAUCAAAUGGGCCAAUGGGGCCGGAUUGCUGUGGUUGAAGAAUUAACUUACAUUUUUAAGAUUUUAACACCAGCUCGACUUAGUGCUAGCAUAUAUAUUUGUGUACUUGCUCGCAAUGCCAAGUGUACUUGCUAGCUAGCUAGUUGGUACAGCCAAUUAUUAACAUCGGCAUUAUACUAUUAUAUAAGUGGAGAACAUUUUGACGGCAUUGUUUCAUAUACCUAGCGUACUUCUCUCAUCUCCUGGUCUGUUCGUUAGUUGGCGAAUCAAUUCGAUCGGGACUAUCUUAAACUCAACAGUUCACAUGCAGUCUGGUGUAACCACUGGCUUCACACAUGCAUAAUCAUCUCUACAAUUAGCAGGACAGCCAACACAUAUUCCUUGCAACUUGUGUACUCCUCUUUGGCACAUCGAUCAUAUUCACGAAGGGCGCUAGCUACCGAGUCCGGCCGGCGCGUACGCAUUUGCAAUACGACGAAACAGCGAAACUUCCUAGCCCAUCAAGCGUGUCAGAUUAGGAGGUUAAUUAGCGUGGCGAGUGUGCCGAGCUAUACCAACCGAGCUGAUCGAGUGUGUUUGAUGCAACGUGUCCUGAGGCGGAGGAGAUGUUGAUGAAGGUGCAGGAGCGCAACGGCGGCGAUGCGGCGGCGGCGGCCGACGUCGUUGCUGGCCGGCGAGCGCGUCAUCAGGGGUUGUUCUUGCACAGCUUCCCGGUCUUUCCGGUUGCUCUGUUGCUCAUCGCCCCGUGCGCGAUCUUCUUCUUCUCGUCCCGCGACGUGGCGCUCCCCCGCAUCCGCGUCGAGUACGAUUGCCGUGAGGCUCCGGCCGUGAGCCCGCUAGCAGCGGAGAACACGCCGCCUCCGCCUCGGCCUCCGCCGGCGUCCACGCUGCCACCGCCUCCACCGACGUCAUCGCUGCCACGGCCAGUUCCACUUGUGGGCGAUGGCGGUGACGCACGGCAGCUCCCGCGGCUGCGGCAGCUGACCGAUAGCCCGUAUGCGCUCGGCCCGGCCGUGACGGGGUACGACGCCCGCAGAGCGGAGUGGCUCCGCGAGCACCCGCAGUUCCCGGCGUCCGUUGGACGGGGGCGGCCGCGGGUGCUGAUGGUGACCGGGUCGGCGCCGCGGCGGUGCAAGGACCCGGAGGGCGACCACGUGCUCCUCCGCGCGCUCAAGAACAAGGUGGACUACUGCCGCAUCCACGGCUUCGACAUCUUCUACAGCAACACGGUGCUCGACGCCGAGAUGUCGGGGUUCUGGACGAAGCUGCCGCUGCUGCGCGCGCUGAUGCUGGCGCACCCGGAGACGGAGCUGUUCUGGUGGGUGGACUCCGACGUGGUGUUCACCGACAUGCUGUUCGAGCCGCCGUGGGGCAAGUACAGGCGGCACAACCUUGUCAUCCACGGCUGGGACGGCGCCGUGUACGACGCCAAGACGUGGCUAGGGCUCAACGCCGGCAGCUUCAUCAUCCGCAACUGCCAGUGGUCGCUCGACCUGCUCGACGCCUGGGCGCCCAUGGGGCCGCCGGGGCCCGUCCGCGACAUGUACGGGAAGAUCUUCGCCGAGACGCUCACCAACCGGCCGCCGUACGAGGCCGACGACCAGUCGGCGCUUGUCUUCCUCCUCGUGACGCAGCGCGACCGGUGGGGCGGCAAGGUAUUCCUCGAGAACUCGUACAACCUGCACGGCUUCUGGGCGGACAUCGUCGACAGGUACGAGGACAUACGGCGGCAGUGGCGGCGGCCGGGGCUCGGCGACGACCGGUGGCCGCUGAUCACGCACUUCGUCGGGUGCAAGCCUUGCGGGGGCCAGGACGCGAGCUACGACGUGGAGCGGUGCCGGCGCGGCAUGGACCGCGCCUUCAACUUCGCCGACGACCAGAUACUGGAGCUGUACGGGUUCGCGCACGAGUCGCUCGACACCAUGGCCGUUCGGCGCGUCAAGAACGAGACCGGCCGGCCGCUGGACGCCGACGACGAGGAGCUCGGUCACCUGCUGCACCCAACAUUCCGAGCCCGCAAAAAGAAGACGUCCAGAGCCGCCAGGCCCAUGUAAUUAUGGACAUCCCUUAGCCAGCAUUAGGUGACUGUGAAUUAAAAAUAGACAAAAUUCUGGGAAAAUUCAACAUUUUUUCAGUAGUGGACUGCAAUGCAACCCCUACAUCCAGAUGUAUCCGGCAUUAAUUGGAGAAAUUUAAGGUUCAAUCAAAAGGGCCAUUUCUUUGUUUUCCUUGUGUCUACCUUGCAGUUCUUACAUACAUAUGAAUAUGAUGGAAGUAAGGCCGAGCA